Solanum verrucosum is the source of this 1091-nucleotide messenger RNA. RefSeq names its product probable 6-phosphogluconolactonase 4, chloroplastic. The record is from RefSeq and is a predicted model, not a curated record. Gene Ontology annotation, molecular function: 6-phosphogluconolactonase activity. The coding region runs from base 52 to 834 and encodes 260 amino acids. The transcript has 3 exons. Gene Ontology annotation, biological process: pentose-phosphate shunt; carbohydrate metabolic process. Lineage: Eukaryota; Viridiplantae; Streptophyta; Magnoliopsida; Solanales; Solanaceae.
AAGUGCAAAACACACUCAACUCUCAAGAAAUAGCUUCAGAUUUAGGCUAAAAUGGCAACCCAGAAAGGGAAGAAGACGGUGCUAAAAUUCGACUCCGAAGAAGAUGUAUCAAAGGCACUCGCGAAAUACACUGCUGAUCUAUCGGAAAAAUUCAUCAAACAAAAAGGUUCUUUCACUGUUGUGCUCUCUGGUGGUUCUCUUAUCGACACCAUGAGGAAAUUGGUAGAGCCGCCGUACAAAGACUCAAUUGAGUGGUCGAAAUGGUGGAUUUUUUGGGUGGAUGAAAGAGUGGUUCCUCUAGGUCACGAUGAUAGCAAUUACAAACUUGCUUUGGAUGGGUUUCUUUCUAAGGUUCCAAUCCCCUCUUCUAACAUUUAUGCGAUUAAUGACAAGGAGUCACCUGAGGGUGCAGCAGCUGAUUAUGAGGCUCGUCUGAAAAAAUUGGUUGAAAGCAAAGUUCUGCCCUUGUCAGCUAUUAGUGGAUUCCCCAAAUUUGAUCUUAUGCUAUUAGGUAUGGGGCCAGAUGGACAUGUAGCGUCUUUGUUUCCUUUGCGUCCUCACCGCCAUGAGAAGGAGCGGCUGGUCACCUUCAUUACAGACUCACCAAAACCUCCUCCACCAAGGAUUACUUUCACAUUUCCGGUAAUUAAUUCGGCUUCAGAGAUAGCAAUGGUGGUCACAGGAGCAGAGUUAGCUAAUAUGGUUGAUGUCGCUCUGGGUAAUGCACCUCCUCCUGAUGGGAUUCCUCCCCCUUGUACUGAGGUGUCAGCUGAAGAGGAACUGACCUGGUUUUUAGACAAGGAUGCUGCAUCAAAACUACAGACCUCUGGAUGAUUUUGCUAUCUAUGUGAUAUAGUUAAUAAGGGUAAUCCAAAUAGGAUUUGAGGUAUAAAGUUUGGUGCCCCUUGAAUGUGUUGCCUAGUGAUGGUUAACCAUCCUUGCUUGGUACUUAUUAUAACUUUAACUUUAUCCUCUAGAAGGUAAAAGUUAUGUAAGAUAUGAAGAAUUGCAUACUCUAUAAGGUUUGAUAACUUCUCUUUGCGAACUGAGAUCCGUGAUCAGAAUAUAAUACAUUGGUAUUCAGUAUUGUA